Acaromyces ingoldii is the source of this 1289-nucleotide messenger RNA. Its product is annotated as glutathione S-transferase. The coding region runs from base 34 to 843 and encodes 269 amino acids. NCBI's taxonomy places the organism in Eukaryota, Fungi, Basidiomycota, Exobasidiomycetes, Exobasidiales, Cryptobasidiaceae. The transcript is spliced from 2 exons. The record is from RefSeq and is a predicted model, not a curated record. Gene Ontology annotation, cellular component: cytoplasm.
GGGUGCACACACACAAAAACGACGAGCUCCAAGAUGACGACGCCGGACAAGACGAGAUUGGCCGAGGACGUGGGCAGCCUCGAGAUCUUCGGGACGCCCUUCUCGACGUUCACGCGCAGCAUCACGAUGGGCCUCGAGGAGAUGGGUCUGGGCGGGCACUACAUCCAGCACCCUUUCACGCCACAUUCGGCAGAGGUCAAGAAGCGGAACCCACUUGGCCUUCUUCCUGUCCUCAUCCAUCGGCCCGAUGCCAUCUACACGUCGGCAGAGAACGCAGUGGUGUUGUUCGAGAGCAACGCGGUACGGCGCUACCUCGACGACUUCGUCUACCCGACUGUCUCGCGCCACGGCAAAAAUCAGCAUGCGCUGACGCCCCCACUCCCGGGCCAUGGCACCACCCAGGACGGCGUCUUGCUGGCGCAGGCCGCCGAGGCGAGGGCAAGAGUCGAUCAGUGGGUCUCGAUGGCCUCCUCGACGCUCUUCCAGAAUGUCGAGUUUGGCGUCGUCAAGCCACGUUUGGCCAUGGAGAAGAACGGCGCCGACGACGCAACGGUAUACACGGCCCUUGAAGGUAACAUUGACAAGAUGCAUGCCGUCCUGUCCAAGCUUGAAGACCUGGCCAAGCGAGACCCGACACCGUUCCUGUGCGGGAGCGAGAUUACCUGGGCAGACCUUUUCCUGUACCCUGCACUGGCCGACUUGAGGGCCACCCCGCAGGGCGACGUGAUUCGCGGAUCAGACGCAAGGUUUCCCUGGAUUGCCGCCUGGUCCGACCGGAUGGACGCCCGCCCCUCUGCCAAGAGCACCUACGAAGGCACUUUGGCCUCGCAGCGCAAAAAGUGACAGAAAGUGUGAAGAUUGUAUUGAAGAUGCUGUCUGAAAAUGAAAACAAAAGAACAAUUGCUUUCCUCUCUCAGCGACGCCGCUUUGCUCUCUGCUCCUUUUUGGCCUCUUGGUCCUCGUCUUCCUCUUCUUCUUCUUCGGCAGCCUUGCCGCCUCCAGAGUUGCCCUUCCUCAUCUUUGUCCCGACCUGGUCCAUCUCCUCCCAGAUCUCAUCCUCGUCAUCGUCUUCUUCCUCGCUCUCUGCCCCCUCUCCAUUGCCUUUCCCGGCUCGAAGAUUAUCCUCUGCGCUUUCCUCAAUCGUGGGAACCUUGCCGUCCCAAACGCAAGCCACGGCAGCUGGACCGCCGGUGAAGACAGAGGCGAUGACUUGGCCCCUCUUGUUGGAUACUGCCGGCCUCUUGACUGGUUCCUUUCCAUUGGCCUUGACCUGCGCAACGGGAGGCGGC